AUGAUCGCCCCCUCCCGGCGCCUCCGCCUGCUCACCCUCCUAACCCUCUCCCCCCUCCUCCUCGUCCUCCUUUACCUCAACCCGCUCUACGGACGCCAGUCCACGAAUCCAGGAGAAUGGCUCCCGCAUCGCAAAACAGCCUCCCUCUCGCUCCCAAGCACCUCCCGCCAAAUAACAAAGGUCUCCAUGCUCUACGGAAAGAAGAACUCGCUGUAUGAGCGCGCGCUGCAGAGCCAUCGAAGACACGCAGAGAGAUGGGGGUAUGGGAUGGAGGUGCUGAGGAGCGAUAUCUCGGAAGGGUUCUGGAAUAAGCCAGCCUAUUUGCUUGAGAUUGUUAUUCGGGAGUUGAGCAAGGGGUAUGCAGACGGGGAGAGGGUCGAGUGGUUGAUGUGGGUAGACGCCGACUCCGCCGUCCUGAACCCCGCGAUUCCCCUGGAAAUCUUCCUCCCGCCCAAUGACCUCGGCGACAUCCACCUAGUCGCAACAAAAGACCACAAGGGUCUCAACACCGGAAUCUUCUUUUUACGCGUACACCCCUGGGCUAUAAACCUCUUAGCCGAAACCCUCGCCUUCCCAGCCUACAACCCAUCCAUCGACCUCGACAUCCAAGUCGACCAAUCCGCCAUGGAGCGCGUCCUCAACGGGAGCAGAUACCGCGAUCACGUCACCUACCUCCCGCGCACCUGGAUAAACGCGUACGAGUGGGCUCAUGCAUAUGAAGGCGAACAUGGAAAUUAUCUUGUUCAUUUUCCUGGACUCGGCAAGCAGCGCUGGCCGCAUAUGGAGCGGUGGUUGGAUAUUAUUGAACGGACGCCGGAGCGGUGGGAGGUUCCUGUUGAUCAGACGGGGUAUUUGGUUGAUACCGAGGCGUUUUGGUAUCGGGUGGGUAAGGCCAAGGGGAUUAUAGAUGAAUACGCGAAGGUGAAGGCUGAGGCUGCGAGGAAGGGGGCGAGCCCGUUGUCUACGAGUUCGAGGGAGAGGGAGGAGGGGAUGGAGAAGGCUGUGGAGGAGUUGAGGAAGGUGCUGAGGGAAGCGCCGUUUGAGGCGCAGUUGUUGCAGCAGAGGAUUGAGGAUUGGAAUGUAGUAUCCAAGAUGGAGUAG
This is a messenger RNA of Aspergillus calidoustus, 1101 nucleotides long. The record is from the annotation of a GenBank genome assembly. NCBI's taxonomy places the organism in Eukaryota, Fungi, Ascomycota, Eurotiomycetes, Eurotiales, Aspergillaceae.